Messenger RNA from Ceratosolen solmsi marchali, 1086 nucleotides. Its product is annotated as Mitochondrial carrier homolog 1. The record is from RefSeq and is a predicted model, not a curated record. The transcript is spliced from 7 exons. Lineage: Eukaryota; Metazoa; Arthropoda; Insecta; Hymenoptera; Agaonidae. Bases 158 to 1075 code for a protein of 305 amino acids.
UAUGUAAAUUAAUAGUAUGGUGUAACCUAAUCAAUAGUGUGCUUGUGCUUUGCAUGUCGCGUAACUCAUAAUCGAAUAAUCAGAAAUCGCUAAUUGCACGUUUGUAUCCAGUGUCAUAACAGAAAGAAAGAUAAUUUUAUUCCAUUACUAGUGAACAAUGAAGAAUAAUUUGGAAAAAAAUGAGCCAAUGUGGUCAAAUUUCGCUGGUCGUAUAAUAUUUAAUAUUGUUGCACAUCCAUUCGAUUAUGCUAAAUUUUUAAUUCAGAUUGGAUAUGAACCUAUUCCACCUUGGCCGUCGACAACUUUUUGGGGAAAGCCAGCCUUAGCCUUACCAAAUAUUUUCCAAUACAUCAAUCAUAUCAAACGCGUGGAUGGCGUCGCAGGAUGUUAUCAAGGAUUUGUACCAAAAUGUUGGGCAUAUUGUAUUUACAGUGUUACAAGUAAUAAAUGUAUCGAAUCAAUAACAUUUAAAGACGAAUUAAAUGUCAAUGAUGUGUCUGUUGAUGAUUUAGAAGAUAAUCUAAGGGAUAAGCAUUAUGCUCAAGAAUUUUUGAAAAAUUUAGUUGGAAGAACAGUUGGUUUAAUUGUAACUCACCCCUUUGACGUAAUUUGUGUAAGAAUGAUGGCUCAAUUUGUUGGAAAAGAAACGAAAUAUGUUACACUGUUAGGAUCGGUAAAAGAAAUUUAUAAAGUUAAUGGACUGUCUGGAUUUUAUUCUGGAUUUAUACCAAGAAUAAUUGGUCAUACUAUUACACUAGCAUUAGUUAGUGCAUCAACAUAUUAUAUUAACAAAUAUGUAAUUAAAGAUGACUUGAGAGCUUUUACUUAUACAACUAUGUCAUUCCUGGCAUCUACAAUCACUUAUCCGUUCUUACUUGUUACACAGUGUAUGGCAGUAAAUGAUUGCGGUUUGGCAGCUGGUAAACCUCCAAUGAUGCCAUAUUAUGCGGAUUGGCAACAAUGUUGGAGGCAUUUAUCUAGUAUAAAACAAUUGAAACGAGGAAGUAGUGUGAUGUGGAGAACAAUAAAUUUACCUUCCAUCGAAUAUUUAGAAUAUACGAAAUCGCUCUAUUAAAUAAUAGAUUC